Messenger RNA from Gadus morhua (Atlantic cod), 1150 nucleotides. RefSeq names its product OTU deubiquitinase with linear linkage specificity a (gene otulina). The coding region runs from base 159 to 1100 and encodes 313 amino acids. The record is from RefSeq and is a predicted model, not a curated record. NCBI's taxonomy places the organism in Eukaryota, Metazoa, Chordata, Actinopteri, Gadiformes, Gadidae. The transcript is spliced from 4 exons.
CGCCGUAGAAGAAAUGGUAGCGCAAUGUAAUGACGUAGGCUGAACGUGUGCCUCUCAUCCCAGCAUCCAAAUGCACACAUGACAGUCAGGUCAAGUCCCUCUGGUCGAUUGGUACGGGUACACUGACAAGAAAAGUUAAAUGAAAGUGAAAGUCAAACAUGUCGUGGGUUAAAUCCGUUUCGGUCAGCGGGGAUGAUGUCUUCGACGAAGACGCGGAUGACAUCAGUUUACAAAACAAAGAGUGGAAGCACAACAUGGAGAAACGAGUCAAGGAUGGUUACGUGGAGGGCAUCGAUUUGGCGAAAGCACAGUUUCUUCAGGUCGGCUUCAACUUGGGGUACCGAGAAGGAGCCUUGAAGACGGUUGCCCUCGGCCGUCUCAAAGGGAUCGUGAGUGCCAUCCAGUGUUGGUGCCAGCAGAGGCCGGCGCCCCUCAACUCCACCCCGGUGUCGGUGAGCGGCUUGCUCCAGCGAGUGGUCCAGCACGAGGAGAGACUGAUGAAGGAGAUGAGGCAAGCGCUGGAGAAGCCCCCUGUGACCGCCAGCACCGUCUCCGAUAGCCUGGAAGACCUGGGGGUCCACCCCGGGGAGGAGGAAGGCGGCCGGGGACCAGGAGGAAAGGACGACGGGUCGGCUGGAGGAUUAGGUGGAGGAGAAGGAGGCGGAGGUUGUGGGGGAGGGGGAUGUGGAGGAGAAGGGGGUGAAGGAGGAGGAUGUGGACAAAAAGGAGGAGAUGGAGGAGGAGGAGGAUGUGGACAAAAAGGAGGAGAUGGAGGCGGAGGAGGAGGAUGUUGUGGGGGAGGGGGAUGUGGAGGAGAAGGGGGUGAAGGAGGAGGAUGUGGACCAAAAGGAGGAGAUGGAGGCGGAGGAGGAGGAUGCAAUAAGACAGACUGCUGCCAGAAAGGAGGAGAGGAAAAGAUGGAGCAAGAACCUCGUUUGAAGGUUUCCUCCUCCUCCAUUUCCUCGUUCUCCUCCUCCAGGAGUUUUGACUCCAGAGAGAGCCUUCUCGAGCUCCUGCGGGCGUGCGAGGACCUUGUGGAUGAGCUGGGGUUACCACGGGAACUAAUUGUGCAACUGCAGUCGUUGAGGAGCACAGCGUGAAAAUAAACACUGAUGAUGAUGUUUUGUUUACAUUAUAAUUUUUUACAAUA